AUGGAGCAAUGCGAGGAUCUCAUCUACCGGUUCAAGCACUUCAAUGCCGAUAAAAAGCUAAACCUGAACUUCGUCUGGGAUCUACCGCCGUUGCCGGAGAGGGUAACCGAGGAGAUGGUCGAGGCGUACCUCGGGGAGGAUGCCGAAGCCGAUUCCUCGAGUGGCUCAGAAUCAGACAGUGAGGAGGAAGAAACGACUCCCCCUGCUGAGCCGUUGAGUGCCCUAGAGGAUGAGGGCAGGUCGGCACUGCCCGAGGCCGAUCCUCCAACUCCUUGA
This is a messenger RNA of Prunus armeniaca (apricot), 276 nucleotides long. The record is from the annotation of a GenBank genome assembly. Lineage: Eukaryota; Viridiplantae; Streptophyta; Magnoliopsida; Rosales; Rosaceae.